This is a messenger RNA of Pollicipes pollicipes, 1530 nucleotides long. RefSeq names its product zinc metalloproteinase nas-15-like. Lineage: Eukaryota; Metazoa; Arthropoda; Thecostraca; Pollicipedomorpha; Pollicipedidae. The transcript is spliced from 7 exons. Gene Ontology annotation, biological process: proteolysis. The record is from RefSeq and is a predicted model, not a curated record. Gene Ontology annotation, molecular function: metalloendopeptidase activity; zinc ion binding. The coding region runs from base 17 to 1006 and encodes 329 amino acids.
GCGCCUCCAGAGGCUGAUGGUGCUUCUUCUGUCGGUGCUUUUGAAGGCCGGCUCCAGGAGCGUCACGCAGCAGGAUGUAGACCUCCAGCUCCAGCUUCUAGAGGACUCCUACCGCCAGGAGAUUGACAAACUCAGGGCCGCAUCUGGCUCAGCCGAGUUCAGAAAUAUUCUAGGUCCUGAUCUGGACAACCCGUUUGAUCUGGACGGCGAGCUCGAUGACGCCGAUCCUGAGGUGUCUCCGGGCCUAUUUGAAGGCGACAUCGCUUAUAUACCCAAUGAGAUAGCGCAGUUCCGUGUCGCUCUCAACACGGAGAUAUUUCCCACACGCAAGUGGGAUACCAACGUGGUGCCAUAUAUCAUCAGCCCCAAAUACGAAAUGAAGCAGAGGAUGUUUAUAGAGGACGCCCUAGACAUACUUAGUUUUAUGACUUGCAUCAAGUUUGUCCCCUGGGACGGCAAGGUUAAAGAUUACCUGGUUAUAUGGCCCGUCAAGAAGCCUGCUGGGUGCUGGUCGUUCAUCGGGAAGCUGGGUGGCGCCCAGAUUGUCUCUCUGCAGCCGCCGGACAGCAAGUCCAAGCGCUGCUUCAUCUCCAUCGGCAAGCCCAUCCAUGAGAUCAUCCACGCGCUCGGCUUCUUCCACGAGCAGUCGCGCUUCGACCGCGACCAGCACGUGUUCGUCAUCAAGAAGCACGUCAUCCCACGUUUCUUGAACAACUUCGCAAAGCACGCUGCUGAGAACACGACGAUCGGGUACACGUACGACUUCACCAGCGUGAUGCACUACGGCACACAUUUCUUCAGCAUUGACCGUAAGGUGCCGACCAUGGUGCCCCGAGUCAACAACACGGUGAUCGGACAGCGCAACGGCAUGUCCGUCAAGGACUGUCUCAAGGUCAACUCCUACUAUGGCUGCAUGGAUGCGUCCGCGUACGACCGCAUGAAGUACUCCAGCAUCUGCCGCUUGAUGGGCAUCAGGAACGACGACACCACCUUCAACAGCCUGUAGCCGGACGUCUCUUGAGCUGUUUGGCCGGUGCCGCGGGUGUCAACACGCGGGCCAAGUGCAGUGACAACACGCGGGCCAAGCCCCUGCUGCGUCUGCCCCAGGCGCCACGCUGGUCGCCGGCCUCCGCGCCCGCGCCGGUAGCCGUGCUUACUCCACACACAGCGCGUCAGAUGCAGAACGGAACCGAGCUGCGGCGUCGGUGAUAUGCGAUGCAAGCGGUUCCUGAUUCUUGAUGCAGCGGUUCCUGAUUCCUGAUGCAUGUGGCUCCUGAUGCCAAACUUGUUGCCGUGGCAAAAGUGUGAAAAAUUCGCGAUACCAUUCCGUAGACGUUUGCUGGCCCGACAGAGCUUGAAAGAAGAGUGUUUAAGUGCAUGCGUGAACUGUGUUUCGCAUGGGAAUGAGAUCGGACACGGUUAUGUUUACGUAUCAAAAUGUGGUCAUCAUAACAUUCGUAUGACAUUUCGCAGUAAGCAUGGUGCACGUGCAGUUCAUAAACUGUAUAAUAGAAUACAAUGUAAAUAGCA